CUAACUUCUAAUAUGUUGUAGAGAGAGGAGAGUGUCUGUUUGCUCUCUCUCUAGAAAAAAGCCCUAGCUUUCUCCAUGACCCUGACGCCAUAGAUCCAAUCCACCACAAUCUGCGUCUUCAAUGGCCGAGUUAGGGCACCAAACAGUGGAGUUCUCGACUCUGGUGAGUCGAGCCGCGGAGGAGUCUUUCCUCUCUCUCAAGGACUUGGUGGAGAAAUCCAAGUCCUCCGACCAGUCCGACACCGAGAAGAAGAUCAGUCUUCUCAAGUUCAUUUCCAAGACUCAGCAACGGAUGCUUCGCCUCAAUAUUCUCGCAAAGUGGUGUCAACAGGUUCCAUUGAUUCAGUACUGUCAACAACUUGCAUCUACUCUAUCAAGUCAUGAUACAUGUUUCACACAGGCUGCAGAUUCACUUUUUUUCAUGCAUGAGGGGCUACAGCAAGCUCGUGCUCCCAUAUAUGAUGUUCCAUCUGCUGUUGAAGUCCUUCUUACUGGAACUUAUGAACGUUUGCCUAAAUGUGUAGAAGAUGUGGGUGUGCAGGGCACAUUAACUGGAGAUCAACAAAAGGCAGCUUUGAAAAAGUUAGACACACUUGUACGGUCUAAAUUACUUGAAGUUUCACUCCCAAAAGAAAUUUCUGAAGUUAAAGUUUCUGAUGGUACUGCAUUGCUGUGUGUGGAUGGGGAAUUUAAGGUUCUAGUUACCCUUGGUUACCGAGGACACCUGUCUAUGUGGAGAAUAUUGCAUUUGGAGCUGCUUGUUGGUGAAAGAAGUGGACUUGUGAAACUAGAAGAACUGCGACGGCAUGCCCUCGGAGAUGAUUUAGAGCGUAGGAUGGCUGCAGCAGAAAAUCCAUUUAUGAUGUUAUACUCAGUCCUCCAUGAGCUUUGUGUUGCACUCAUCAUGGACACUGUCAUAAGACAGGUAAAAGCACUACGGCAAGGAAGAUGGAAAGAUGCAAUUCGAUUUGAGCUUAUAUCUGAUGGAAAUAUUGCUCAAGGAGGGAGUGCUGGUUCCAUGCAAAUGAAUCAAGAUGGAGAAGCUGAUUCAGCUGGUCUACGAACUCCUGGGUUAAAAAUUGUAUACUGGUUAGAUCUGGAUAAAAACUCUGGUACAAGUGACUCAGGAUCAUGCCCAUUUAUAAAAGUUGAACCAGGACCAGAUCUUCAAAUAAAGUGUCUUCAUAGCACAUUUGUUAUAGAUCCACUUACUGGCAAGGAGGCAGAAUUUUCACUUGAUCAAAAUUGCAUUGAUGUUGAGAAGUUGCUGCUAAGAGCUAUAUGUUGUAGUCGAUAUACUCGUCUUCUUGAAAUCCAGAAAGAACUGGCAAAAAAUAGUCAGAUCUGUCGGACCAUGGGGGAUGUUAUUCUACAUUGCCAUGCAGAUGAAUCUGAAGUUGACAAUAAAAAGAAAGAUAUUAAGUCCAAUGCCAGGGAAUGUGAAGGGCAGGAAGUAUUGCGCGUUCGUGCUUAUGGCUCCUCAUUUUUCACGCUUGGCAUAAACAUAAGGAAUGGGCGCUUUCUUCUUCAGUCAUCCAGGAAUAUUCUUACACCUUCAACAUUGUCAGAUUGUGAAGAAGCUUUAAAUCAGGGGAGUAUGACUGCAGCUGAAGUCUUUAUAAGCUUGAGAAGCAAAAGUAUUCUGCAUUUGUUUGCAUCAAUUGGCAGUUUUUUAGGCCUUGAGGUGUAUGAACAUGGUUUUGCUGCAGUAAAGUUGCCCAAGCACAUUUUGAAUGGUUCAAAUUUAUUGCUCAUGGGGUUCCCUGACUGUGGAAGUUCUUAUUUUUUGCUGAUGCAACUUGAUAAGGAUUUCAAGCCCCUCUUUAAAUUACUAGAGACUCAGCCAGAUCCAUCUGGAAAAUCUAGUUCUUUUGGUGACAUGAAUCAUGUGAUACGGAUCAAGAAAAUUGACAUUGGUCAGAUGCAGAUGUUUGAAGAUGAACUGAAUUUGAGCCUUGUUGACUGGGGAAAGCUACUAUCCUUCUUGCCAAAUGCUGGGGUUCCUAAUCAGACUUCUGAACAUGGUCUUCUUUCUGAGUUCAGCCUUGAAAGUUCCAUGCACAAUCCUGGAUGUCCUCCAUCAAGUUUUUCAUCUAUUGUUGAUGAAGUAUUUGAGCUUGAGAAAGGGGCAUCUCUGCCCCCUUUCUCUGUUCCGAAUCUCUCUUCAUCAUACAGCUCACCUGGUUCUCAUUUUGGUGCUGGUCCAAUGAAUCUUCCUGGUAUGAAAGCUGGAGCCUCCUCUCCUAAGUGGGAGGGAGGCAUGCAGAUAUCACAGAUUAAUGCCACUAAGGUUUCAAGUGUAGCACCCCAUUAUGGUGGUUCUCUAUAUUCUUCAGGCAAUAUGAAGGGCUCAAUGCAGUCCAGCUCAGUGAGUUUACAAUCUUCUGCCCCAGUAAGGAGUGCAGCUGGAAAGAAACUCUCAGCUUCAAAGUCUGAUCAGGAUUUGGCUUCUCUUAGAUCCCCUCACUCUCUUGAGAUUGGUUCUGGUACCACAAUGGAUGAAGAUCAUCUUAGAUUGCUGAGUGAUUCUUCAAAGGAAGCAGUUUCUGGCAGUCGGUCAUCUCGACUACUAUCUCCACCCCGACCAACUGGUCCUCGAGUCCCUGCUUCAAGUUCAAAACCUAAUGGACCAAGAAGCUCAUCUACUGGUCCUCUACCAGGAUCUUUGAGAGCUGCUGGAUCUAGCUCAUGGGUUACAAGUCCCACAUCCCAAGCUCCAGAUUCGGCAAAUUUUCAUGGCUCAAGUCAUGAUGUUGUUUCCAAACAGGAUACACACUCGCGAAAACGUAGUGUUUCUGAUAUGUUGGAUUUGAUCCCAUCUCUUCAAAAUUUAGAAGCCAAUACAAGAUUUUAUAAGAGAAGGAAAAUCUCAGAGUCAGCUCACACUCUACAGCCUUUGUCACAGGCACUCAUUUCAUCAGAAAUUGCUUGUAAAACUGAAGGAUAUAGUUACGGUAAUCUUAUAGCUGAAGCAAAUAAAGGGAAUGCACCUUCUAGUGUCUAUGUUUCAGCUCUUCUUCAUGUGGUUAGGCACUGUUCUCUUUGUAUCAAGCAUGCCAGACUAACUAGCCAGAUGGAGGCACUUGACAUUCCAUAUGUUGAAGAAGUAGGUUUAAGAAAUGCAUCCUCAAACUUAUGGUUCCGACUCCCAUUUUCCAGUGGUGAUUCUUGGCAACACAUAUGCUUGCGGCUUGGCAGACCUGGAAGUAUGUAUUGGGAUGUUAAAAUAAUUGAUCAACAUUUUCGGGACUUGUGGGAACUUCAAAAGGGAAGCAGUAAUACAACAUGGGGUUCUGGUGUACGCAUUGCCAAUACAUCUGAUAUAGACUCUCAUAUCCGUUAUGAUCCAGAAGGUGUUGUACUGAGCUAUCAGUCUGUUGAGGCUGAUAGCAUUAAAAAGUUAGUGGCAGAUAUCCAGAGGCUCUCUAAUGCUAGAAUGUUUGCACUUGGAAUGCGGAAACUUCUGGGAGUGAGAAUAGAUGAGAAACCAGAAGAAAUCAGUGCUAAUUGUGAUGGUAAAGCACCAGUUGGAGUAAAAGGUGUUGAGGUUUCUGAUAAGUUAUCAGAACAGAUGAGGCGGGCAUUUAGAAUUGAGGCGGUUGGACUAAUGAGUUUGUGGUUUAGUUUUGGCUCUGGGGUCCUAGCACGCUUUGUAGUUGAGUGGGAAUCAGGUAAAGAGGGCUGCACAAUGCAUGUUUCUCCUGACCAACUCUGGCCUCAUACAAAGUUCCUUGAAGAUUUCAUAAAUGGAGCAGAAGUUGCAUCCCUUUUGGAUUGCAUUCGCCUCACGGCAGGACCUCUACAUGCUCUUGCAGCUGCAACUCGGCCUGCACGAGCAGGUCCUGCUGCAGGUGUCCCUGGCGUAACAGUAGCCAACUCUUCAAUCCCAAAACAGAGUGGGUAUAUUCCAUCACAGGGACUUUUGCCGAGCAGUUCAACCACAAAUGUUAGUCAAGCUACAUCUGGGCCGGGAGUAACCCCACCUGCAUCUGCUGCUUCAGGCCCUCUUGGAAAUCAUAGCCUACAUGGUGCAGCUAUGUUGGCUGCUGCAGGGCGAGGUGGUCCUGGCAUUGUUCCUAGCUCUCUGUUGCCCAUUGAUGUCUCAGUUGUUUUGCGGGGGCCAUAUUGGAUACGGAUUAUUUAUCGUAAAUAUUUUGCGGUUGACAUGCGGUGCUUUGCUGGAGAUCAGGUUUGGUUGCAACCAGCAACACCACCAAAGGGUGGCCCUUCAGUUGGAGGGUCAUUGCCGUGCCCACAGUUUAGGCCUUUCAUUAUGGAGCAUGUUGCUCAGGAAUUGAAUGGCUUAGAGCCUAAUUUUGCUGGUGGUCAACAGACCAUUGGAUUGGCGAAUUCAAAUAAUCCAAAUCCCAGUUCUGGUUCACAGCUUUCUGCUGCCAAUGGCAAUAGAGUUGGCCUCCCAAAUUCUGCUGGGAUUUCUAGGCCAGGAAACCAAGCAACUGGCAUGAACCGCGUGGGAAGUGCUCUUUCGGCAUCUCAAAAUUUGGCUAUGGUGAAUUCAGGAUUGCCUUUACGGAGAUCACCAGGGGCAGGUGUCCCUGCACAUGUAAGAGGAGAACUGAAUACGGCCAUUAUUGGCCUUGGGGAUGAUGGAGGGUAUGGGGGUGGAUGGGUUCCCCUCGUUGCCCUUAAGAAGGUUCUAAGAGGUAUUCUCAAGUACCUUGGAGUGCUAUGGCUCUUUGCCCAAUUACCCGAUCUUCUAAAAGAGAUCCUGGGGUCAAUUUUAAAGGACAAUGAAGGUGCUCUCUUGAAUUUGGACCAGGAACAGCCUGCCUUGCGAUUUUUUGUGGGGGGCUAUGUCUUUGCUGUUAGUGUCCACAGAGUUCAACUUCUUCUUCAAGUUCUCAGCGUAAAGCGCUUCCAUCAUCAACAGCAGCCGCAGCAGCAGCCGAACUCAGCCACUGCUCAAGAGGAAUUGACUCAAUCUGAAAUAGGCGAGAUAUGUGACUACUUCAGCCGUCGUGUUGCUUCAGAGCCAUAUGAUGCUUCCCGUGUUGCAUCAUUCAUUACUCUUCUCACCCUACCUAUUUCUGUCCUGAGAGAAUUUUUGAAACUUAUAGCAUGGAAAAAGGGAUUGGCCCAGGCACAAGGUGGAGAUACAGCACCUGCGCAGAAGCCACGAAUUGAAUUAUGUCUUGAAAAUCAUGCUGGCCUGAAAAUGGAUGAGAGCUCGGAGACCUCAUCUACAUCAAAAAGCAAUAUCCAUUAUGAUCGGUCCCAUAACUCCGUUGAUUUUGGGCUGACAGUAGUUCUUGAUCCUGCUCACAUACCUCACAUAAAUGCAGCCGGUGGUGCUGCUUGGUUGCCCUAUUGUGUUUCAGUGCGGUUGAGAUAUUCUUUUGGUGAGAACUCAACUGUGUCCUUUCUUGGAAUGGAAGGUAGCCAUGGAGGCCGAGCAUGCUGGCUGCGAAUCGAUGACUGGGAGAAGUGUAAACAUAGGGUGGUUCGAACUGUGGAAGUGAGUGGAUGUUCACCAGGAGACAUGUCUCAAGGGAGGUUGAAAAUAGUUGCGGACAAUGUGCAAAGGGCGUUACAUGUGAACCUACAAGGAUUAAGGGAUGGCAGUGGCGUAGCCACAAACUCGGGGGCAACAUGAUUGGUUAGUUUAUCAUCCAAAAACAUAAUUUUGAACCACCCGGAAUUAGGAGAUGUGAAUGCUGGUGUUUUUAGAUGGUAGAUUCUUCUGCCAUGUUGUGAAGAGGAAAUUACAGUGAUGGGGGAAUGAGGGUUAAUCUGAUCACAGAGGUACAGUUAGAAAUGACUAGCAGAUUUGGCAGGGCAGGGAGAUUCGGUUUGUGCCUUUUGGAAAGGUUUUUUUAUAGCUUGAUAAUCAGGGAAAGGGUUGUAAGAUAGGUUAAAUAGAGAGGGGAUGAUGUGUUUUGGUGAAAUCUGGGAUGGUGUGGUCGGUUUUCUUUCUUGUACAGAUCAUGCUUACUGAUUGGACAAGAAGUUUGUAAAAAAGAUUGUUCUGCUGCAGUUGUUGUAUACCCCCACUGGUCGCUGGCAGGAUGGCCAAAAUGUUACAUACUUAGAAGCUCUCUUUAUUUCUUACUUUUUUUUCUUUUUUUUUUUUUGGUAGUAUUGACUUUUGUACAAGUUGCUGGAUCAUGUGAAAGGCCACCCACCCUUUUGCAUGGGCACAAGAUUUUGACAUUUUUGUUUGGACUGGCAUUUCCACCAUUCCACCUGCCUACAAACCAGUGCCCAAGGCACAACAAAUUUGUAAGUGGAGAUCACAACCAGUGAGUUGAUCAAGUUGGAGCAGACCAAACCCCAAACAAAUGCUAUCCCUAUAAUGAAUUCUUACACGUCUCUUGGUUUUGGCCA
This is a messenger RNA of Vitis riparia (riverbank grape), 6345 nucleotides long. RefSeq names its product mediator of RNA polymerase II transcription subunit 14. The coding region runs from base 122 to 5614 and encodes 1830 amino acids. Gene Ontology annotation, molecular function: transcription coregulator activity. The transcript has 8 exons. Gene Ontology annotation, biological process: regulation of transcription by RNA polymerase II. Gene Ontology annotation, cellular component: core mediator complex; mediator complex. The record is from RefSeq and is a predicted model, not a curated record. Lineage: Eukaryota; Viridiplantae; Streptophyta; Magnoliopsida; Vitales; Vitaceae.